GUAGAACUUUGAUAUCAAUAAUAACUUUUGUUUUCAACAGGGCUUGUUUGAAGUAUAAGCAUACGUCAUAUUUUAACAUUACUCAGCUUGACAGAUGAAGUUCUAAUGGAACGACAACUGUCGUUCAUUCAGGAAAUACAUGCAAACCAAUCACGAAUACACGGGGAAAAAGUUUCAGUUCAAAUAGCACUUGGAUAAGAAUACCCUUCUACCAGGCUAUCAGUCAGAUUUAAAUUAUAUGCAAUUAAGAUAAAGAAAAUGUUUCUGUUCCCUCUAACAUUCGACUAAAAUAAACCGUUACAAAAUACGUUUAAAAUUAAAAAAUGAACCUAAAGUAAGAAACCCACAGCAAUGAAGCAUGAAAUAAAGACAUCGCUUGAGUAAUAACAAAUUAUUCAUAUUUUCUAAAUAUAGAAAUUCAUAAAUACGGAUAAUGUUUAAAUCAGACCAGUCUGAACAAAAAUGAACAGGUGAUUAGCACUAACUUACGAUAAAGGACGCUCAUAAACAAGCAUUUCAUGUAUACAUACUGGGCUGUAUCCUGAUAAAAAAAAUAGUUUAAUAUGGCACAGGUGCACGCGCCACAUCCUUUUGUGUGUAGUUAUACCAAUGACAAGUGUGCAUGUAUAGCCUGUCAGAGAAAUAUCGACACGGGUUGUCUCAGAAUAGGCAACCUCCGAGGUCAAGUCUCAGACUGGUAUCACCCUCCGUGUUUUUGGGAGAAGUGUCCUUAUAAACAUCAUGGACGAGGGACAAACCUUGACCGUUUGACACUUGUGGAGCUGUUCCACGGGUUUGAAAGUAUGUUAUCGCAUGACAAACUGAGACUUGAACAAGAGGCCUGUAAGCCACCAGAGAAAUUCAAACGAAACCAUCGCCAUAAUGGAUUGGUCGCCAGUGGAGACCAUGAGGUCAGUGCUGAUGGUGGGGACUACGAACUAGACGACAAUACGUUUGAUUUAACUAACUUAAUUUGCAUACACGUGUUCAGACAUAAUCUUGAUGUGUAUGUAAGCAUUCGGGAAUAUUUCAAACCUUCAGGUGCUGCGGUAGCAAAGGCGACAAAAGUAGGAAUCUGUUUGACGGCAAAGCAAUGGAACAAAGUUUGUCGAAAAAGAUUUGGAAUAGACAGUGCACUUAAAGCGAUAGGAGACAAGCCGACAAAAAAGAAAGCGAAAGGAAACACUGAUGAAAAAGACAGCGAUGACGAUGAUGAAGAAGGUCAAGUGGUGUUUUCACUGUCAUGGAAACGAAGAAUAAGUAUUUUCCGAACGAACAAGGAAGCUGUUGUUGACAUUCGGGACUUCUCGGAAGAAAAACCAUUUAAACCCGGAAACAGGGGAAUAACUCUAUCCAAAAUCCAGUGGAACAAAGUCAAAUCACUGAUCGAUUGUGUUAAUUGUUCAGUGCUUUUGUUAUCCAAGUAAAAUGACAUCAGAUGUGAAAUACCGCUUCUUUUUCACCACAAUAAAGCUACAAACAUGCAGUAAUGAGAAACUUUUUUUUUUAUUAAUAAAUAAAUUAAAACACCUGGGUAUUAUAACCUAGAUAGUUAAGUAACUGAACAAAUGACCCUACUAUUCUGAAGUAUUAGCUGGAGAAUACCAAAAAGACAACAGAACAAAAAAAAAAUGGCCGCUUUCAAAUAUCACCUUCGAAACGAGACCACAGGUUGGAUCAGAUUUGUUUAUGAAACGGGACUGACCUAAUGAUUUGACGUUACUUCUACAAAAUAAGUGGUGGGUCUCGGCGAGUCUUUUUGAGGAAAUCUCAAACAGACAUUCUCUGCCGCAUUUCUCCAUCAACCAUGAAAUCGUCAUUCCUUAUAUGCGUCAUUGCACAUGAAUUGAUUUCUUAUUUCUGCGUUCCAAAAUAAAACCGUACUGUUUUCCUGUAUACAUAUUGCCAAAUAUCAGUUCUCUUUGUUAAUGGAAUGC
This is a messenger RNA of Mizuhopecten yessoensis (Yesso scallop), 1937 nucleotides long. RefSeq lists its product as uncharacterized. The coding region runs from base 564 to 1427 and encodes 287 amino acids. Gene Ontology annotation, molecular function: DNA binding; zinc ion binding; transcription coactivator activity. Lineage: Eukaryota; Metazoa; Mollusca; Bivalvia; Pectinida; Pectinidae. Gene Ontology annotation, biological process: positive regulation of transcription initiation by RNA polymerase II. The transcript is spliced from 2 exons. The record is from RefSeq and is a predicted model, not a curated record.